Messenger RNA from Eptesicus fuscus (big brown bat), 782 nucleotides. RefSeq names its product BLOC-1 related complex subunit 8 (gene BORCS8). The record is from RefSeq and is a predicted model, not a curated record. Gene Ontology annotation, cellular component: BORC complex. The transcript has 6 exons. Bases 88 to 444 code for a protein of 118 amino acids. NCBI's taxonomy places the organism in Eukaryota, Metazoa, Chordata, Mammalia, Chiroptera, Vespertilionidae.
UGCGGUUUCGCAGGGGAAGGUUUAGGGAGCUGUCACCAUCUCCAGACUUCCGGUUCCGGUUUUCAAGUUUAACGGGCUUCUGUCGCUAUGGAGGAACCGGAGAUGCAGCUCAAGGGGAAGAAAGUCACAGACAAGUUCACUGAGAGCGUCUACGUCCUGGCCAAUGAGCCAUCUGUGGCGCUCUACCGGCUCCAGGAGCAUGUGCGCCGCUCUCUGCCAGAGCUGGCCCAGCAUAAGGCCGACAUGCAACGGUGGGAAGAGCAGAGCCAGGGAGCCAUCUACACAGUGGAGUACGCCUGUAGUGCCGUGAAGAACCUUGUCGACAGCAGCGUCUACUUCCGCAGUGUGGAGGGUCUCCUCAAACAGGCCAUCAGCAUCCGGGACCACAUGAAUGCCACCCAGAGCCACAGCCCCGAGGAGUUGCCUCCACCCUCCUCGGCCUGAUCCCAGAAGAGACUUGGAGGUGCUUUGGCCCCUCCAACCAGACAGAGCCUGGCAUGGCGAUUACCACCCAACUCUGGACUCCUCGCUCCACCACUGACCUGCUGUGUGACCCUGAGCAAGUCCCUCCCCCUCUCUGGUCUCUGCCUUUAUCUUCUUGGAAGUGACUCAUCAGGUGGCGGAGGUGGCAGUUUUCCCGCUUCUGCAUAACCCCCAGGCCAGCCGUAAUGUCCCGAGACAAGGCUUUGCUGCCCGGGGAUUCCUACCCCACAUCAACCAUGUUUCCUUGGACCAAUAACUGCCACCAUGUUAAUCCCUAUUGAUUACACUGUGCUGGGGGC